GAACAGGGAGGGGUUAAACUAUGAGAACAAAGUUUCAGUUGUGCUGGUGGGUAUACAGACAGGACACAGUCAAAUCCGCAGAGCAAUCCAUCACUAGAGCACUGACAGAGAGGCACUCUUUGUUUUCUUUUCCAAUUUUUUUGGGGAAGGAGGAAGAGUUGUGGUGGAUGUGACAUCAGGAGAAACCUGAAACCAACAGUUCUAGCAAGCGUCCCUCCUCUUAGUCGCUCCCCUGCUCUCUGCACCCAGCCGCCCCUGGCCCAGGUCCUUUCUUCAGAGCCAGUCCAGUGACUUUGCAGGCUCUCUAAGCUCCUGCUCUGACUCCUGGCCUUCACCUUUCUGACCCCCUGUUUUUGCCUCUGCAAGCUUCAUCUAUCUACCAUUUUUUCCCUUUCUGUGAGCCAUCAUGGAACUGAAUAAGAUGCCCAACGGUCACCACCACGAUGCUUCUCUGGAGGGAGGAGUUUCACCGCUGGAAGAGAAGUUCCUGCCUCAAAAGAGCAACUACUCAAAGAGCCCCCAGUUCACCGACUUUGAAGGUAAAACCUCCUUCGGGAUGUCUGUCUUUAACCUGAGCAACGCCAUCAUGGGCAGUGGAAUUCUGGGAUUGUCCUACGCCAUGUCAAACACAGGCAUUGUGUUUUUCCUGAUCCUCCUUACCAUCAUCGCUUGUCUGUCCUGUUAUUCUGUCCACCUGCUGCUGAGCAGUGCAGGAGUCGUGGGCAUUCGAGCGUAUGAACAGCUGGGAAUGAGAGCUUUUGGUCAUCCAGGGAAGAUCCUGGCUGCUGUGACCAUCACCCUGCACAACAUUGGAGCCAUGUCAAGCUACCUGUUCAUCGUCAAAUCAGAAUUACCUCUGGUCAUUCAAGCUUUCUUGGGUCAGACCUCCAGCUCCAAUGAGUGGUACAUGAAUGGAAACUACCUCAUCAUCAUCGUCACUAUAUGCAUCAUCCUGCCACUGGCCAUGAUGAAACACCUUGGAUACCUUGGGUACACCAGUGGCUUUUCCCUCACCUGCAUGGUCUUCUUCUUGUCUGCGGUCAUCUACAAGAAGUUCAACAUCGCCUGCCCCCUGGAAGUCUUUUACAAUUCAUCCAUGACUACAACUCUCUCAGAGGACUCUUGCACAGCCAAACUAUUCACCAUAAACCAAGAGACAGCAUACACCAUCCCCAUCUUGGCUUUCGCUUUCGUGUGCCACCCUGAAGUGCUUCCCAUCUACACGGAGCUCAGCAAUCCGACCAAGAGGCGGAUGCAGAACAUCGGGAAUGUUUCCAUCCUGGGCAUGUUUGUCAUGUACUUCCUCACCGCUGUGUUUGGAUAUCUUACCUACUACGAGAACACAGAGGCAGAGCUGCUCCACACCUACAGCAAGGUGGACCCGCUGGACAUCCUGAUCCUGUGUGUUCGUCUGGCCGUGUUGGUGGCCGUCACCUUGACUGUGCCAGUUGUUCUCUUUCCUAUCCGCAGAGCCCUGCUGCAGCUUCUGUUUCCUGAGAGACCCUUCCACUGGCUGCGUCACAUCAUCAUCGCCUUGUGUCUCCUCUUUGCUGUCAACCUGCUGGUCAUCCUUGUCCCCAACAUCAGGGACAUUUUUGGCAUCAUUGGCGCCACCACAGCUCCCAGUCUGAUCUUCAUCCUACCAGGGCUUUUCUAUAUCCGCAUCAUUCCCAUCCAGCAGGAGCCCAUGAGCUCCCGACCAAAAAUACAGGCGGCAUGCUUCACUUCUCUGGGAUUCAUCUUCAUGUCUAUGAGCCUGACGUUCAUUAUUAUGGACUGGACAAGUGGCGAGCAGCGCAGCCUCGGUGGACAUUAACAUCCCUCCAUCACCCCUGGUAGCAGUGGCACUCAAGCUGUGCCCCUCUCCUGGCACGGGUGGGUCAUUGGACCACAGAGGGAACUAAUUUAUAAAUCAAAAGGACCCAGAGAGCCCACCCAGGUGGAUGCGUCUCACCGGCACCCUAAAGCAAGUGGGGACCUUCCGCUCUGUGGCCUGGACACUCUCAUCCUGCGCCCCCACCUUUGAGGGUCUCUUUACUCAGAGCAAAUAGAACAACAGUAAUUGUGGAGGAAGUCAGGCAGACAUUUUCGGUCAGUGUUCAUGUUUUGGAUUGUGAUGCAAUAAUCUGUGUGCUCAACAGGCAAGACAGAAGCGGGGACGUGUUGUGAUCAGUCGAAAUCUUUGCGUGAAUAAGUGUCAAUAGGAGCAAUUUGGAAUAAUUAUUCAUGGCUCAAUCUGGACAACACAACUUGAAUAAAAUACAUUGAACAUA
This is a messenger RNA of Synchiropus splendidus (mandarinfish), 2273 nucleotides long. RefSeq names its product solute carrier family 38 member 5b (gene slc38a5b). NCBI's taxonomy places the organism in Eukaryota, Metazoa, Chordata, Actinopteri, Syngnathiformes, Callionymidae. The record is from RefSeq and is a predicted model, not a curated record. Bases 407 to 1816 code for a protein of 469 amino acids. The transcript has 16 exons. Gene Ontology annotation, molecular function: L-glutamine transmembrane transporter activity; glycine transmembrane transporter activity. Gene Ontology annotation, biological process: L-histidine transmembrane transport; serine transport; glycine transport.